AUGGGUGGCUGGCAAGGAUUGGUUUAUACGGCCGAGCAGCAAGCACGGCUAGGUGUAGACGAGAUGGGAAACAAACUCGCAAAGGAAGCUCCAGUGGCGAAAGCUGGAAGUCAAGCGCUUCCGGCCAUUACCCCACAGUAUGCCGCAGCACUUCUGACUUCAGAGAAGCUUCUGUCGGAUAUGUGCAGGAAGUACUUUCGGAAGUAUGAUGCGAACAAGGACGGCUUCUUGGAGUCGGAUGAGGUGGGUUCGUUGUGCCAGGAUUUGCACUCAGGUCUUGGCAUGUCGCUCACCGAUGAGGAGAUUGCGAAAUCCAUGGAGCCUUUCUCGCCAGGCCAGAAAGCUGGGCUUUCGGAGGAGGACUUCUCAACGUGGUUUGCUCAACUCCUCAAGGACACGGUCAAGGCCCAGGUUUCGGAGAAGAAGGAGGAGACGAAAGAGCCGUCGGGAUCUCAGUGA
This is a messenger RNA of Durusdinium trenchii, 459 nucleotides long. Lineage: Eukaryota; Dinophyceae; Suessiales; Symbiodiniaceae. The record is from the annotation of a GenBank genome assembly.